This is a messenger RNA of Frieseomelitta varia, 679 nucleotides long. RefSeq lists its product as uncharacterized. Lineage: Eukaryota; Metazoa; Arthropoda; Insecta; Hymenoptera; Apidae. The transcript has 3 exons. Bases 1 to 432 code for a protein of 143 amino acids. The record is from RefSeq and is a predicted model, not a curated record.
AUGAUAUUGCAGGAUAUUGCGAACGAUAGGAUCAACAUCAUAGGAUCAACGGAAACAAAGCUGGCCAUUUACCGGCAAAUUACUCUUAAUUACACCGGUCUUACUAGUCAAAUUAUUUUCAAAUCUGAACACAAUCAGAUGUUUCAUACAUUUUUCGUCAAAAGAAGAAUCUUUGCUGAGACUUUUGUAAACAAGGUGAAAGCUGCCAUAGCAUUCGUACUCGCUUUACUGGGUAUUCUGUUCGUCGCCGAAUAUUCCUGUGCUGCUGCCAUCAAAUCCGAGGAAUUCGUUCAACUUGAAAAAAAAUUAUCAAGCAUGUGUAAUUUUGAUAGCCAGCGGAUACGUAGAGCAACUGAAAGCGUAGAGGAUCGACCAAAGAGGAAUUGUUACGAUACAACACCCUGCGGAUGGAAUAUGUACACGACUCUGUGACACGGCAGGCCACAAUUUUCAUGCCGUAAAAAUGCGUAGAGCUGCUGCUACUAUUCAAUGGAGGUCGGGUCACCCAUCCCAGCAGUGUUUCCGCAGUCCUCUUUGCUUAACAUUGUGAUCGCUGGUACUUCGACACUAGGCGCUCAGCCACUUGAUGCUGGUAAUAGUCCAUGUUCGGAUUUCGUUCUAGAGAAAUCAUAGCCCGUUACAAAUUGUAUUAACUAUAUUAUAUCAAUAUAUAUAUUAU